AACUACUGGUGCAUUUUUUAAGGAGUGUUUUGGACCAAAUGGAGAGUUAUUGACUGAGAUGACAGCGGGGGACCUGUUGUAAAACACAGGUUUCCUUGUAAGCUGCCAGCAGUCAGAUGAGAUGUGAAGCUGAGGUCCUGACCGCUUGCCAUCACUUCAGAUCCUGUGGACUUGUCAGGAGAGCUGGAGGGUUUCGUUGUAGGGUCAAUGUCAGAGGAAGAAGUUGCUGCCUGCGCAACAAACCCGUUUCUAUGCACCCAAAGUAUCCAGUGACCACGUCUGGGAGCCACGGGCACCAUUGAUUAUUGGUGAUGUAACUGAGUGCUUGUGGUUGGCCUAUAAAGGGCUGAGAGAUUGAGCAGGAGCACACAGGAGAGACCAGAAAUCCCUGACUGCCAAGGAGAGACUGCUGCACUCUCUAGGCUUUCUCAAGCUCCAUGAUGGUUUCGAGGAAGGUGGUGGCUUCUCUGCUGGUGGUGUACGUGGUGGCCAUGCUGGCUGAACAGACUGAAGGCUACCUAGCCUUCUUCACUCGCAGCGACAUCGAGAGGAUGCAGGAGAAACAGAGGAACAAAGCGCAGAAGAAAUCCCUGAUGUUGCAGAAGCGAUCGGAAGGCGGAGACGUUACUGAGCUCUCUGACGUGGAGCGUGUGGACGAGGGCGAGAUCAUCAAGCUGACUGCUCCUGGAGAAACUGGAAUGCAGCUCGACGCUAGGCAGCUGGAAAAAUACCAACACGUCCUGGAGGAACUGCUAACUGAGAUGCUACUGGACGCUCGAAAUGAUAACUGAUAUCCUCAGACCCAGAAGAGCAGGGUGAUGCUGCCUUUUGGACUACAGGUCUACGCUUCUGCAAGACUAACUCAGUGAAGUGCUGCAAAAGAAAAAACUCUGAUGCGAGCUAAUAAAAUGUGCAGAU
Messenger RNA from Mauremys reevesii (Reeves's turtle), 918 nucleotides. It is a transcript of the gene MLN, whose product is annotated as motilin. Bases 438 to 791 code for a protein of 117 amino acids. Gene Ontology annotation, cellular component: extracellular region. NCBI's taxonomy places the organism in Eukaryota, Metazoa, Chordata, Testudines, Geoemydidae. The record is from RefSeq and is a predicted model, not a curated record. Gene Ontology annotation, molecular function: hormone activity; motilin receptor binding. The transcript is spliced from 7 exons.